Molecule: messenger RNA, 1611 nt
Organism: Saccostrea cuccullata (small rock oyster)
Lineage: Eukaryota; Metazoa; Mollusca; Bivalvia; Ostreida; Ostreidae
Product: E3 ubiquitin-protein ligase TRIM71-like
Exons: 1
Coding region: 1-1611 (536 amino acids)
Molecular function (GO): zinc ion binding
Source: RefSeq, a predicted model, not a curated record
AUGGCUAGCUCCCAGGGACAAGAUAUUAUUUGCUGCCAGUUAAGUCCAAACCCUGUUGAACAUCACUGCAAUCUUUGUCACGUUGACCUCUGCCUAUCAUGCAUACCAAAACAUAUGGCAGAUAAAUCAAAGGAACAUGAAAUUGUUGGAUACACUUCUAGAAAACAAGAUUCUUUUUCUCUAGCAUUUUGUCAUAUACACAAGAAUAACCGAUGUGAGACAUUCUGUCAGGAUUGUAAUAUUCCAAUAUGUAUUCAGUGUCUAAUAGGUUCACACAAAAAGCAUGAAUUUACCGAUAUCAAUGAUAUUCUUCAAGAAUAUAAAAAGCAAAUCAUAUAUGAUACAGAAGAACUUGAAAAUAAAGCUGUUCCAAAAUAUAGAAACAUAAACCUGAGUAAAGUCACAACAGGGUUUGAUAAAGUUGUGUCUGCCAUAAAGGAACAAGAAGAGGAAAUAUGGAAAGCCGUACAUGAAAUAAGCAUUCAACUUACAGAUGAAGUAGUUGUGCAGAAAAAAGAAGCUAUAAGUAAGUACAAAGAAAACCAAUCUCUGGCUGAAAAAGAAGUCAACCAAAUUGUAAAAGAAAAUAAAUAUAUCAUUAGAAGUAAUGAUGCAACCGCCAUAAUACACUAUCAAUCAAGAAAUAGGGAUUUCCGAAAAGGACCAGAAUUACCAAGUUUGUCUUGUCCAAAGUUGCUACCUGGUAUUAUUAAAAAAGACCAGAUUGCUGCCAUGUUCGGUUUUCUUCAGACUGAACAGAACUUGGUGAAGAAGCCUGGAAUGCUGAAAAUGAUGGACGACCCUGCGAUAUUUAGAACAAUACAAAGUUCUUUUGGAGGUUGGCGUAGAUUAUGGCGAGUCCAAUGCGUGGGGAGUGAAAGUAUCUUGAUCAGUGGAGGUGACAGCACAAUUAAACAAAUAGACAGAACUGGGUCAAUUUUAAAAACAAUUAAAACAAAUGAUAAUGUCUGGGCAUUAACCAUUAAUUCACAACAGGAUCCACUGUUUUCAACGAUGCAUUAUAAAAGUACAGACAUAUACCAAUACAAUGAUGGAAUAGUGAAGAUAUUAAUAAGUAUACAUGACUGGUUUCCUGUUGGUCUUUGGUAUUCAGGCAAAGGAGAUUUACUGGUCAGUAUGCGCUCUAUGGAUACGAAUCAGAGUAGAGUGGUGAGAUACUCAGGGAUGACAGAGAAACAAAAGAUCCAGUACGACAGCGAAGGACAACCUCUGUUUUCUACUGGUGUCGUGAAAACUGUAAUUCUCCUGACAGAAAAUGGUAAUGGAGAUAUAUGUGCUGCUGACUGUUAUGGAAAGAUGGUUGUUGUUGUGGAUUCCUUUGGGAGAUUAAGAUUUAAGUACACAGGCAAUCUUUCCAAACAAUCAAAGUACACAGAAUUUUCACCCUCUCAUAUUGCUGCUGAUGUCUCUACUCAAAUAUUGAUAAGUGACAAAAGUAACAACAUUGUCCACAUUAUAGACAGUGAUGGUAACUUUGUCCGUUAUAUUGUGUGUCCAUGUGAUGGUGGACUCAGUAUUGACACUGAUUGCAAUCUUGUUAUUGGAGACAAAGAUACUGGAAAAAUUCAAUUUAUCAAAUAUCUAGAGUGA